AGAUUCUCGCAGUCAUUUAAAAACCACGUGACGAACCAGCUGCACCGAUGGCAUCACAACCAGUAGGAAGAGCAGGUGAGGUCACGUGGUAACAGACGCAGGACAAAUCAAUGAAGCGGCUGAUGGGUUGCAGAUUUUCUUCAACCUGCGAGACCCGCAGGUUCCACAUUUAAAUCCCGCAUGACGAGGCGACCACACAGCGUUUCAUACAUAACGGAGACACCCACACACCUGAGACACGAGGUUCAAGUGCCGCGCACAGAUCACUUGAUUGUCCGCGUGUACGAGUUCUGAACGUUUCCAGCUGUGAACUGGAGGGUCGCUGAGCAUGGGGGAGUCUCGGCUCAUCGUGGAGGAGCUGCUGGCUCUGUGUCUCCAGAGGAUCACCAUGGAGGAGAACACUGUGAACAGCGAGCAGGAGAUGGUUGAAAUUGUGAAAAACUUUGAGACAGUCAGGAAGCGGUGGCUGCACGCAGAGUUGGAGCUGAAGAAGUACAAAGAGCUGCUGGUGAAGUCUGAUGUGGCCAAAGCUGCUCUGGAAGUCAAACUGAAACAUGCACGAAACCAGCUGGAUGUGGAGAUGAAGAAACGCUACAAGAUUGAAGGCGACUAUCAGUACCUGCAGAGGCAGAUGCAGCUCAUGUGUGACAUCCUGGUCCACGACAGUAAAUCCAGUGCUUGUCUAAAUGAUGAGCAGAAAUCUCUUUUGGCUGCGUUUGACCACAGAGGAGCGAAUGUGACUGUGCAGCGAAGCAGCAGGCGGUUGUCUGUGAUCGACGAGUCGUCCUUCCUGUCUGUCUGUCACUCUGACAUCAGCUAUGAUCGAACAGAUGAUGAUGUGGAUCUGGAUACAAGUGUGAUUAAACCCCUGAGAUCUCGAGCCAGGGAGAAGAGGCGCUCGUCGAUGGGACCGGCUGCCAGUGCUCCGGUUGGGAGGCGAGGGAGAAGUGGGAACGUGUCGGCAGAGCUGCUGGAAAGGAAAACUGUGGACAAGGAGGUGGAGACCAUUGUGAAGGCAUCGGUGACGACUCCGGACUCUGUAGGUCAAAUCCACAUGGUGGUGGGAAUCACACAGGAGACCCCCAAGAACCCAGCCCAAAUCCUCUCCCAGGAGUGUGCUGUUUCAUUGGGUGGAGAUCAGACAUCAGUGUGGAUUCCCUGUGAUGAGACGGUGGCUGAGCCUGAAGCUGAACCAAAGAUGGAGGGGAGAGCUGAGAAAAGCCUCAGACAUGUUUUUCUAUCAAAAACGGUGAUCCGGCCUGAGACCUGUUCACCAUGUGGUAAGAGGAUCCGCUUUGGGAAGAUUGCAGUGAAGUGCAGAAACUGCCGUGUGGCUGCUCAUCCAGAGUGCAAACAGAAAUUUUACGGCAGUUGCUCAUCCGCCAGCAGGGCAGGAAGUUCAACUCAGCAGAACUCAUUGGAGGGCUUUGCUCCGGUGAUCCAUCCCAGAGUUCCUCUGCUGGUGGUUGAGUGUGUGGCUGAGAUCGAGAGGAGGGGACUGGAGGAGAGAGGACUGUACAGAGUACCUGGAGGGGAGCGUCUGGUAAAGGAACUCCGAGAUCGAUUCAUCCAUGGGAAAACGCCGCUCAUGCUCAGUAAAGUACAGGACAUCCAUGUACUGUGUGGUCUUCUCAAAGACUUCCUGAGAAAACUGAAGGAGCCGCUAAUCACCUUCAAACUGCACAGGACCUUCACAGAGGCUUCAGAGCUGCCUGAUGAAGACAACAGCUGUGCCAUUGUGUACCGGGCCAUCGCAGAGCUGCCGAGGGCCAACAGAGAUACGCUUGCUUUCCUCAUGCUCCACUUACACAAAGUGAUGAAGAGCCCUCAGUGUCAGAUGGACCGGAAUAAUUUGGCCCGAGUGUUUGGACCAACUAUAGUGGGACACGGGAUGUCUGAGCCAUCUCCAACAACCAUCAUGAGAGACACAAAUGUUCAGCCAAAGGUUGUUUGUCGCUUGUUGUCCCUCCCUGAAGCCUACUGGAGGAGCGUCCUCGCCAUCCAGACAGACCAAAUCUCGUCCUCAUCCUACAACCAGGAUGGUGGACAUGGUCGCUUGUUUAAGCCGCUGACUUCUCCAGAGUUGAACAGCUACUAUAAAACGAGCAGCAGAGGAUCUCUGCGAGGGAAGAUCAGGAAUCUGGGUACUGCGCUCAGCAGCACUGGUCGAGUGGAACCAGUGAGGAGGUUCUUCACUUCACCCAGCUGAUCUACACUUUUACUGUAUACACUAUGUACUAUACACUGACAGUACACUGUUGGUAAACUUUUACCAACAGGAAAUGAUGCAAUAUGUCGGACUGUGUAAGAAAAUAAAUCUUGACGCUUUUCUACAAAUGUAAUGCUUUAAUAUUUCUUGUGUGCAUUGCAUUGCAGGAGAAAUAAUUCAAAAUUGACUUUUAGUCUGAUUAAACAUCGGCCACUUUUCCAUCAGUGUGAAGUCUGUGGUUACAACUGAAAAACAUGACAUGUAAAUCUGUCGAGUGUAAAUUUUAACACAGCUGUGUAUCUUUGAAUAUCUGAAAAAUAAAAGUGCCUAUAUGUUCUGUUCAAAAUAA
Molecule: messenger RNA, 2558 nt
Organism: Scatophagus argus
Lineage: Eukaryota; Metazoa; Chordata; Actinopteri; Scatophagidae
Product: rac GTPase-activating protein 1
Exons: 18
Coding region: 329-2209 (626 amino acids)
Biological process (GO): signal transduction
Source: RefSeq, a predicted model, not a curated record